AGAAGCAGCUGACACGCCUACGACCCAAACGACGAAACCUAAAAAAGGCCUAAUUUGUCUCCCUUUCUUAGAAGAACCUUUCCUUAUAAACAUUACCAUAGUUUGCAAAAAUAGAACCAACACUCUUCUUUAACAUCUAAUUAGAAAUCUAGACGAUUCUAAAGCAACAGAACUUAUAAUCAAACAUAUUUACCAUCCACUCCCCUCGACAAAAAACAAGGAUAUCAGAUUCAAAGUCCUAUAUCGCAAGAAAUAAACAUCACGGUAACCACUGACAGAUAGAAACUAGAAGUACAAUUGAAAUCCAAAUCUCGACUCCUCCAUAUUGCCACUCCUACAAGCGACUCUCCAUUUGCUCCCUUCUGCUAUAACUGACCCUCUCAAAAAUGGCCACAGUGAAGACCUCUUUAGCAAUUCUCUGCAUAGCCUGCUUCGCGGGCAUCGCCUACGCCAGGAUGCCCUACGUGUUCUCUUCGGGAUACGAGUUUAUCACCGGUCAGGUCUCCCAGACGUUCUCCUGCGAUGGGCGUCCUUACGGAUAUUACGCCGACGUAGACAAUGCCUGCAGGAUCUUCCACAUCUGCCUACCAAUCCCCGAUGACGUGGGACAGAUCAUCGAGACAGCCCACUUUUCCUUCGUCUGCGGAAACCAGACCAUCUUCGACCAGGAGACGCUGACCUGCAACCACCCCGCCUUCGCCUUCCCCUGCGACCAAGCGCCCACUUUGUAUGACCUCAAGAACGCCGAAUUCGGACGCCUCAACGAGAAUUUCUGAGAUAAUCGUCAAAUUUAAUAGGCCAAUAGGUUAUUUUUCCCCAGGAUUUUUUUCUUUUUCUUUUUUUGCCGAGUUCGUUUGGUUAAUGGUGAGGGGUUUUGGCAAAUUUUGGCAAAGCAGACCGCGUUGAUGAAGUCUACAGCAAAGACUUUUUCAUUAUUUUUUCCUUAAGCAGCAGUUCCAGGAAUCAAUGAAAAUACAUUCCGCACGAUGAAACCGAACCUUUGCUGCCUUCAAGUGAAGCCAAAAAUAAAGGCUGUACGGUUCAAAUAUAAGUAAUCAAAAUUAUAGCACUCCUUCAAUAUGUUCUACAAGUUUAAACAUCCUCAAGUUCAUACUUCCCCCAACCCAAAGUAUCAAAUUUGGCGACCACAGAAUAAGCGUUUCGAGCGGACAAAACAAAGCAAAUGUAUCUACCGGGCUUUCUUUUCUUCUGCCCUGUUCUUUUACCAUCCCUCCUAUACUUUUCUACACAAGUGUCCCACCGCUAGGCAAGACAAGUAGCUUGCUUGAGAAAACAAAACACACCCCACACAUCAUUCUACUUUCUCUUCCCUUCAAGGCACAAAAUAAACUCUAGAAUUACAUUGAAACCAACUAAGCUUAAAACUCGCAUACAACCCUCGUCCCUCCUUUACGCUCCAAAGAAAGCACAAUUUCCAGAAGUAUUUAAGAAAUGGAUUAAUCUUCAUGAAAUGUUUCAAAGCUUUCAUUGACUUGUAUAACGUCUGCGAAAUUUUCGUCGGGCCAGAAAUCGUUAAAAACAAAAUUAUUAUUUUUUAUUUUCCAGUUCAAAUAAUUCACAUACAUUAGCAGUCCUUUCUUAUCGAUUUUCACAUCACUUCUGUCACUUCCCAAUAGCCACAUUACCAGUAAAUUACCCAGUCCUCGAUUCACUGCACUGGUUAUUAAUAAACUUAGUCUCUCUUAAUUCUUCUCUACUGUUUUCUGCUCGUUUACAUCUGCUUAUUAAAAAUGUUUUUAAGCAUUAGUCGAUCCACUUUCAUUAUAUUAGAAACAAAACUUCUACAUUUUUCUGUUUUCUGGUUUUUUACAGACUGCAAUCUUGAAGUUCUACUCUAAUUACUGUUAAAUUCAUAUUUUAUUCAACGUACAGGAAUAUGAAUAUGUGUGUGUUUAUUAUCUGCGGCAAUAAAUAGAAUAUACAAUAUCAGGAAAAUAACUGUCAAAAACUGUAAAAAAAGGAAUCGGAAUAGUCAGGCGGGAACCUGAUAUGAUAAAAAAAAUAUCAUAAACAAACUAAAUAUUUCAUCAAACCCAAACUGCUGCUCAGGAUAUCUCUACGCAAAGAAAGACAAAAGCAAAAAAGUCAGGAAUUCCCACCCGGGAAAAAUAUGAGGUAAAACAAACACCAAGAAAGAAAGUCUGAAAAAUGAAGCCACAACCUUUCCCAGUUUUACGACACUUCACGCCAUUUACGACUGCUGGCAAUUGCUCUUGGUAAUCGCAGGUCUCUACUCCACCCACAACCAUCCAAAUGAACAAUUUUGAGAGGGAAGAAAAGAAAAAAUAA
Molecule: messenger RNA, 2310 nt
Organism: Macrobrachium nipponense
Lineage: Eukaryota; Metazoa; Arthropoda; Malacostraca; Decapoda; Palaemonidae
Product: U-scoloptoxin(01)-Cw1a-like
Exons: 2
Coding region: 387-776 (129 amino acids)
Cellular component (GO): extracellular region
Molecular function (GO): chitin binding
Source: RefSeq, a predicted model, not a curated record